AUGGGGUUCCAGUUGAUUGUGACACUAACUUUCAUGUGUCAUGUCGUGUAUGUAUGUAACGCCUCCACGCUGAAGUCUGAUCACGAUUCACCGAAACUCCGAACGCCUGGGUUUCUUGAUGUCGCUGCUUUCAACAUAAAAACUUUUGGCAAAUCCAAGAUGAGUAACCCUGAAGUUGCGGAAAUCAUUAAAAAUAUUGUGUUGGAGUACGACCUGAUACUGAUCCAAGAGAUCCGAGAUAUAUCUGGAGAGUCGUUUGAAAAGCUCCUAACAAUGCUCAACGAAGUGGAAUCUUAUGAAAUGACCAUCAGCGAGAGACUUGGAAGGUCGUCAUAUAAAGAACAAUACGCCUAUUUUUACAGAACGUCCGCCCUCACCCUCCUAGAGACCCGGCAGUAUCCCGAUCUUGGAGAUAGAUUCGAGAGGGAACCGUACAGCGCCAUGUUCAUGUCUAAAUCCAGCUCUGAAACAUUCGUCGUCACGGGGUUGCACGCCAAGCCAGACGAUGCUGUCGCGGAAAUUGGACUGAUGGACAAGGUUUACGAGGAUGCUCUUAAUGAGUUCAACAAUCCAAAUAUGAUCAUCAUGGGAGACUUUAAUGCCGAUUGUUCAUACGCCUCAGAAAAUGAUCUCAACGAAAUUCCGUUCUAUUACAACAGCAAUUUUCAAUGGCUGACUCCUUGGGAAGCUGACACAACCACCUCCACUAACACUGACUGUGCAUACGACAGGAUUGUUGUAACCGGAAGUCUGAAAAACGCCGUUGUGUCUAGAUCCGUGUACAACUUUGAGGAAACAUACGAUUUAGAUUUUGACGAGAUGUGGGCGGUCAGUGACCAUUACCCAGUAGAUGUGCGUCUCGCGCUCUGA
This is a messenger RNA of Ylistrum balloti, 870 nucleotides long. Its product is annotated as deoxyribonuclease-1-like. Lineage: Eukaryota; Metazoa; Mollusca; Bivalvia; Pectinida; Pectinidae. Gene Ontology annotation, biological process: DNA catabolic process. Gene Ontology annotation, molecular function: DNA nuclease activity. Gene Ontology annotation, cellular component: nucleus. The transcript has 8 exons. The record is from RefSeq and is a predicted model, not a curated record. The coding region runs from base 1 to 870 and encodes 289 amino acids.